Messenger RNA from Salarias fasciatus (jewelled blenny), 2667 nucleotides. RefSeq names its product abl-interactor 2b (gene abi2b). The transcript has 12 exons. Gene Ontology annotation, biological process: neuron migration. Gene Ontology annotation, molecular function: signaling adaptor activity; SH3 domain binding. The coding region runs from base 24 to 1712 and encodes 562 amino acids. Gene Ontology annotation, cellular component: SCAR complex; lamellipodium; actin-based cell projection. Lineage: Eukaryota; Metazoa; Chordata; Actinopteri; Blenniiformes; Blenniidae. The record is from RefSeq and is a predicted model, not a curated record.
GACUCUUCGGUAAAAAUGUGAAAAUGGCGGAGCUACAGAUGCUACUGGAGGAGGAGAUCCCGGCGGGGCGCAGCGCUCUGCUGGACAGCUUCACCAACUUGGAAAGAGUCGCGGAGUAUUGCGAGAGCAACUAUGUCCAGUCUCCAGACAAGCAGAGGGCCCUGGAGGAGACCAAGAACUACACCACCCAGUCCCUGGCCAGCGUGGCCUACCUGAUCAACACGCUGGCCAACAACGUGCUGCAGAUGCUCGACAUCCAGGCCUCGCAGCUGCGCCGCAUGGAGUCCUCCAUCAACCACAUCUCACAGACUGUGGACAUCCAUAAAGAGAAGGUUGCUCGUCGGGAGAUCGGCAUCCUCACCACCAACAAAAACACCUCCCGCACACACAAGAUCAUCGCCCCGGCCAACCCCGAGAGGCCCGUGCGCUACAUCCGCAAACCCAUCGACUACAGCCUGCUGGACGACAUGGGCCACGGAGUCAAGUGGUUGCAAAGGUUCAAGGCCAGCGCUCAGAACAUGAAGGCCGGAGGAGGCGCGCUCCCACGGACCAACCCCCCAACACAGAAGCCCCCCAGUCCGCCCAUGUCGGGGAAAGGGACCCUUGGGCGCCACUCCCCCUAUAGGACGCUCGAGCCGGUGCGUCCGCCUGUUGUCCCUAACGACUACGUCUCGAGCCCGAUGCGCAACAUGGCGCCCCCCCAGCAGAGCCCUGCACGCACUGCAUCUGUUAAUCAGAGGAACCGCACGUACAGCAGCGGCAGCAGUGGAGGCAGCCACCCCAGCAGCAGUCGCAGCAGCAGCCGGGAAAACAGCGGCAGCGGCAGCGUGGGCGUUCCCAUCGCCGUGCCAACCCCGGCCCCGCCCACCGCCUUCCCAGCCCCAGGUUCUGGCCCUGUCUCCUCCAACUCGUCAAAACCUCCCCCCAACACUGCCACGACUCCUGGCCCCCCUUCCUCUGUCCUAGACCCCCCCUCACAGGCUCCUAACCUCCCUGUAGAGAUCCCGCCUGUACCCCCACCCCCUCCCCAGCUCCCCGCCUCUUCGGCCCCCACUGGCACAGGCAAUGCUGCUUAUGGCAACGCUGCACAAGGUGCGCCUCAGUUCUACAGCAUGAACCGCCCGAUGCAGCAGCCGCAGCAGCCUCAGAACGCCCCGGUGGGGGGUUCCCUGCCGUACCGCCGACCGUCGUCCGUCACCGGGCAGCCCGGGGUGGUCCUCACCCAGAGCCAGCUCAACGGGGGGCCGCACUUCACCCAGAACCCAGGCCCUGUUGCCCCGCCCCCCCCCUCCAUGCAGAUCACUCCUCAGCUGCCUCUGAUGGGCUUUGUGGCCCGGGUCCAGGAGACCAUCUCAGACGUGCCACCCCCACCUCCACCUGCAGAAGAGCCCGUUUUUGAGGAGCCCACGCCGCCGCCCCCGCCCCCCGAAGACUACGAGGACGAGGAGGACGAGGAGGAGUCGGCCGUGGUGGAGUACAGCGACCCGUACGCCGAGGAGGACCCGCCCUGGGCGCCACGCAGCUACAUGGAGAAAGUGGUGGCCAUCUACGACUACGCCCGGGACAAGGACGACGAGCUGUCGUUCCAGGAGGGCGCCAUCAUCUACGUGAUCAAGAAGAACGACGACGGCUGGUACGAGGGCGUGAUGAACGGCACCACGGGCCUCUUCCCCGGCAACUACGUGGAGUCCAUCAUGCACUACGCCGACUGAACAACCCCAGCAGAGCAGGAGGAAGUGGAGGGAGAGACUUUGAGACGGCAUGGUCCCCUCUGGGCCAAGAGGGAGGUGGAGGACAAACCGCCACCACUCCAAGCAGAUCCCUCUUUCUUCAUUGGACAGAGGAGGACUGGACUACUCUGUGUUCCACUUUGCGCUCACUACAUCCUUUUUUUGGCUUCAUUUUGUUGGCGUUGAACCUAUUUGCCCUUACUUUAAACACUAUUUAUUGGUGGAUGUGGGGCUGAGCGAGCACUGGAGGAAACUCCCAUGCCUUCCUGAGAGCAGUGAGCACACCAGAGCUCACUAAAAGCACACCAGAGGACACCCCGGCUCCCUCAGAGCACUCCCAGUCCGCAGGCCAGCUGAGAGGCGUUCCUCCGAGCGGAGACCCUCGGCUGCACGCUGGCCUGGAUAUUGAAGUCUUACUCUGCUGCUCCCAUCAUGAAUAAUAGAAGUGAGAUUGCGUAACUGCCCCCCUCCCCCCAAAAUAAAAAAAAAAAAAAAAAAAAAAGAAGCAAGUAUUGCAAAGCAGUAGACUGCAUGUUUCAGUGAGGGGAAAAACAUUUAUUUUCUGGUCUAUUGAUGAUUAAUGUCUUAAUAUUUUGGUGUGGUUUGGUUUUCGAUCUUCACCCACUGAAAACAGUGCAUUUAGCUCCUUCCUAAGAUGCUCGUGCCAUAUUGAAGUGUGUGUUGCUGUUCAGAGGUCAUCACUCCAUUUGCAAUAAAUUGGCCAGAGUGAGGUUCUUGCUCUACAAAUCUUUACUUUUUCCAGGUUUCUUUUGGAGUUCUUUUAAACCAGAAGCACAUACAUUUGUAGUUAAAAGGUGUUGAAGAAAUAUAAAUGUGAGAUGUAUUAUGCCCUCACUUUGGGACUUAUUGAAUAUGAAAAAGAAGCCAGCUGUUGUGUUGAAAUGGUUUUAACCAUCACAAGCCCCUUAUACUUAAA